Molecule: messenger RNA, 2278 nt
Organism: Hevea brasiliensis (rubber tree)
Lineage: Eukaryota; Viridiplantae; Streptophyta; Magnoliopsida; Malpighiales; Euphorbiaceae
Exons: 5
Coding region: 80-2035 (651 amino acids)
Source: RefSeq, a predicted model, not a curated record
CUCCAUCAUUUCCUCACCUUCUUCUACGCAACAAUUUUUCUUCUUUCCUUAAAUUACCCAUUUACAGAAAUUGCAAAAAAUGGAGCUAGAACAACCUAUCAUGCCAAGAGAAGAGACCCCAGUUAGACUGAGAUCAUCAUCAACCACAACCAAAGCUAAUGCAAGAACUAGCUUAGCUACAGCUGGAGGUACAGGUAGCUCUUCCUCUUCAAAUUCCAAUGAUCUUUGUCAUCGCUCCGUAUCUUUUCGGACUCUGGAGAUGGGUGUGCCCAAGAGUAUUUCUUCUGAGAAAAGACUUGCUUGGUUGCGCUCUCAAAUCGUGGGCGGUGAUGUAGAAUUUGAUUCUCCCUUUGGAAAACGAAAACUCACCUAUGCUGAUCAUACUGCCUCCGGCCAGUCUCUUCGCUAUAUUGAGAAUUUUAUCAUUAACAAUGUUCUUCCCUUCUAUGGGAACACUCACACUUGCGAUAGUUACGUGGGGCAUAGAACAACCAAAAUGUUACAAGAAGCAAUUAAAUACAUAAAGAAGAGCUUAGGUGGUGGACAACAGGAUGCAAUUAUGUUCUGUGGCUCAGGCACCACAGCAGCUAUUAAACGUCUGCAAGAGGUAAUGGGCAUAGCUGUGCCCUCCAUUCUCAGAGACAGGCUAAUUAAAUGCAUUACCAAUGAAGAAAGAUGGGUAGUCUUUGUUGGCCCUUAUGAGCACCACUCCAACCUCCUUUCAUGGCGACAAAGCUUAGCUGAAGUUAUAGAGAUUGGCAUAGAUGACAAUGGCUUAAUAGACAUGGAAUCUCUACAGAAACAACUUCACAUUUAUAGAAAUGCCAAUCGUCCAAUUUUAGGGUCGUUUUCUGCUUGUAGUAAUGUGACUGGGAUUGAGUCAGAUACUCGAGGAAUUGCCAGGCUUCUUCACCAAUAUGGAGGUUUUGUGUGCUUUGAUUUUGCAGCAAGUGGGCCUUAUGUGGAGAUUGACAUGAGAUCUGGGGAGAUUGAUGGGUAUGAUGCAAUUUUCCUUAGCCCACAUAAAUUUCUUGGUGGGCCUGGAUCGCCUGGAAUUCUUCUGAUGAGUAAAGCUCUCUAUCAGCUGAGAUCUUCUGCACCAUCUACUUGUGGAGGUGGAACUGUUUGUUAUGUCAAUGGCUUCAAUGAAAAGGACACAUUAUAUUUGGAAGAGAUAGAGGAAAGAGAAAAUGGUGGGACUCCUCAAAUAAUCCAAACAAUCAGAGCAGCAUUGGCUAUCUGGGUUAAAGAAUACAUUGGCUACCAAAUGAUUGAAAAACAAGAAACCUAUUACAUAAAAAAGGCAUUAAAUAGGCUUAUGUCCAACAAGAACAUAUGGGUUUUAGGAAACACAAGUGUCAAGAGACAAGCCAUAUUGUCCUUCCUCGUAUCUUAUACUACAAACUCUUCCUCGAGUGAAAUUGAAGAAGUUGAAUCUAGCGAAGGAAAGGAAAGAGAUCUUUACAUGUGGGCAGAGACAGGGAACAAGAAGGAUAAGCCUCUUCAUGGAGCUUUUGUUGCAUCUUUGCUUAAUGAUUUGUUUGGCAUUCAAUCCAGAGGUGGGUGUGCAUGUGCUGGACCUUAUGGUCAUGUUUUGCUCAACAUCAGUGAGGCUCGAUCCCUUGCUAUCAGAUCUGCCGUACAUAAGGGAUAUCAUGGAGUAAAGCCAGGAUGGACAAGAGUUAGCUUCCCAUACUACAUGCCCAAUGAGGAAUUUGAGUUCAUUCUAGCAGCUCUGGAAUUUAUAGCUAUUUAUGGGCAGCGAUUUCUUCCUUUAUAUCAUUUCAAUUUCAAAACUGGAAGCUGGUAUUUGAAGAAAAAGGCAUUUAAGAACCUAGUUGUAGGAAAACAGAAAAACGCCAACAGCAUUAACGACUUGCCGCUUGCUGGUGCUAAUGAGGGUGGGAUUAUCAUCAGUAAGCACAAAUCGUAUUUAGAAAUGGCCAACCACAUCGCAAGUUUUCUUCCCAAAUUCCCUUCUCCGCGUACGCUUCCAGAAAAUUUAGACUAUGAUCUUCUAUACUUUCGAGUCUAGUCCCCAUUCAUAUCUUUGUAUGAUAUACUAUGUUUUUUUCUGAUUGAGUUUAUCGAAUUUAUAGCAAAGUUGUUUAUAAGCCCUGAGCACUAUUCUUUUCCUAAAUAAAAUUAAAUGUUUGCCUUCCCCUCUUGUAUUUUGAUGAACCUUCUUUACCCUUUUCUCUCUCUCCAUAAUGCUGUUUUCGCAACUUGAACCUGUAACCUCCGAAUCAUAAAUAGAGCAAUUUUACUAUUAUACCAA